UAGGACGUGCUAUUCAAGUGGGACCAACGGUAGUGAUCGAUUUUUGGAGUUGUGAAGUUUUAGUUUAAAUACCACUAUCACGGUACGGCACGGUCGGCGCGUCUGACCGACUCCUACGAUUGUCAGUAUGGCUUCGGACAUGUCUCUCGCCGCGAAUAAUCUAGCAUGUGAUGUGGUCGAAGGCAACCCGGAUCUUUACGGUAUCGGCAUCCGAAUCGGUGUUUAUCUACAAUGGAUCACAGCCUGGAUCAACCUCCUCGUCGAUCCCCUAUCAGCACAAUCGGUCUACGAUGUCAACUCCGUCUUCGUGUUCGCGAUUCUAGUAGCCACCAUGAUCGCGUCUUUUACCACCGAUUCGCCUAUACAGCCUAUCGAAACGCAUAUAAUGUUGCAGAUUACGCUAGGCUUCUUUAUCACUACAUUAAGCACCUUUGGCUUCAGGUUGUAUUUUCUCCAGCCGGCUUCUAUCGCCGAGUCAAAAGAGCAAGUGAGAGGGGUGCUAGAAGCGUUGGCGGCAGCGGGACAGAUCAUUCUUACGCCUGGUGGGAUUAUUAGGCUGGUUACGGGAAAACUAACAUUCCCAUUGCAUCUUUUCGCACCGCUUAAGCCAUCCCACUUGUCAUGGUCUGGUGUUUUCUGGCGAACAUUGACUGUCGUUAUGCUCGCAGCCGUCAAUAUCUGGCUCUGGUUCGCCUCGGAGCCAAAUUACCGACUUACCGGUCAGAACUGUGAUCCGCCAUUCAUAUUUCUCUUCUCUAGGCAACAGCUGACCGGUCACGUUGUCGGGUUCUGCAAAGCUGUGUCGAUUCUGAUCGCGGUAGUUGUCGUCCCUCCAUUUUGGAUACUACUUCAAUUAACCAAGCGGUUGAUUUACCAUUCGUUUAUGGCUCUGUACAGAGACCUCCUGUAUAUGGUAGCCCCUGAAGCACCGGAGCGACUGAGAACAUCAAUGGAGCGUAUCAAUUCAUUCCUGGAUAGGAAUACGAUACCUCUUGCUAGGGUACCUCGGCGUAUUUUUGUGGCCGGUACUGCUUUGAAUACUCCUGCCCUUCAGUUCAGAGGAGCUCUCGAUCUGAUCGAGUUCAUGUCUAAGCCGAAAGAAGAAACCAUCAGAUUUUCCGAUAUUCUCAAAAUAAUGGUGUAUCUGGGGAGAGGAAGGGUUGAAGAACACCGUAUUACUAGUACGGAGACGGAAAGCAAGGAAUUACCAUCUAAGAAAAAAGUACCUGAUUACGAAGAUUACUGGUUCUGCUUCCUUUGGAAUGUUGUCGUUGUUUUUGCCAUCGUCUGGUUUAUUCUCAGCAUAGAAUUUACUUUGUUGUGGAACAAUGUUGAGGGUAUCAAUUCCAUCGCAAGUACGGGGCAACUCAUUCCCCUUGUGAUCGGCUGCGUCAGUACGGGACAAGUCAUAAAAAAGGUCAUCCUACUAGGUCUCGCAAAGAAAUACGACGACUGGGCGGACAUGACAGUGGAUGUGACCACAGAUUUCGUAGGAAAACAAGAAACCCUCAAGAUCCGCAAUACCAAGACAACACUCGGGGACGAAGCUCGGUGAACACAGAAACUCGAACACGGGAACACCAACAUUAAAAAAACCGGUGAAUAAGGCUCGGUCUUUCUCAUGGCCGAAUAGGAGGGCGCGCAUCACCGAGUUGGGCUAUCCACACGAAACCCAUCCAAUCAAGGCGAGGGAGUGACAGGUCAUGAUCCCGCGAUGAGUCAGCACUCGAUGCGACCACCAUUAUUUAGCGAAAUCCGCUGCCGCCCUAAGGCGCGCCCUCCUACGGAAUUACUUGCACUUU
Molecule: messenger RNA, 1802 nt
Organism: Hypoxylon trugodes
Lineage: Eukaryota; Fungi; Ascomycota; Sordariomycetes; Xylariales; Hypoxylaceae
Exons: 4
Coding region: 128-1555 (475 amino acids)
Source: RefSeq, a predicted model, not a curated record